Messenger RNA from Acipenser ruthenus (sterlet), 2863 nucleotides. RefSeq names its product endothelin-3-like. Lineage: Eukaryota; Metazoa; Chordata; Actinopteri; Acipenseriformes; Acipenseridae. Gene Ontology annotation, biological process: regulation of systemic arterial blood pressure by endothelin; intracellular calcium ion homeostasis; vein smooth muscle contraction. The record is from RefSeq and is a predicted model, not a curated record. Gene Ontology annotation, cellular component: extracellular region. Gene Ontology annotation, molecular function: endothelin B receptor binding; hormone activity. The transcript is spliced from 5 exons. The coding region runs from base 748 to 1389 and encodes 213 amino acids.
GGGAAAAUAUUUUCUCUCCUAGGUGAUAAAAUCUCAGGUUGGCACAGGCAGCUCCUUGUCCAUUGGCAGACAGAGACCUGAACUGAGCAUCAUGUGCCGAGUGAGUGAAGGCACUCUAGCUUGCUUCUGAUUGGAGAAAUUCAAGGUGUUACCAGCAUCCCCUGUUACAACCGUCCCCGGUCUCACUCUGGCGGGUGUUAUGGUGCUUUACCAGAGAGCAAGCAACUUGCACCGUGCUGUAACCCUGUUCACGCUAAUCCAGAAACAAGUGCAGCAGCAGCCUCGCGUGCUCUGUGUGCGGUACUCGCGCUGCAAUCGAGUUCCUGUCUUGCGGGUGGUGCCUCCUGCAUGCCUAAGCGUUACACUAUAAAAAGCGUCCCGAGGUUUGAUCUCCACAGAUCACUGAGCAUGUCUGCUAGGGGCGACUCUCAAUGCUUGGAAAAAGGACUGGCAAAGGGACCCUUGGAUCUGCAAGCAUGCUGGACACCUGAGAUCUCACAGCACACAUACAAAAUGUGCGGGUUUUUUUUUCAUUAGACCUUAGCUGCAUUGGAACCGGUCUGCUAUUUGGAUAUUAAUGCAAGUUGUUGCUUUACAAGAGAGGGAAAAAAAUACGGAUUUUUUUAUACGUUUUUUUUUUCUUUUCAUUUUUUCCUUUGUCUUUUGCAUGACAUUUAUAUUUCGUUUCUGUUGGAUAGUUGUAAUUUCGUUGUAAUAAUUAAUUUUCUCUCCUGGAGCUAUUGUGGCAUGGCUAGUGUGUUAUUGAUGGAUCUGGUGGUUUGGUUGCUAAUAGGACUAACAGCUACGUUUGCAAAAGGUUCUCCACCUCCCAAUUCCGGAUUCAGCGAACCCAGUUUGACACAGCAGGCGGGACACGAGGCGACCCCAGUGAACACAGUGGACACCAGCUCCGCUCUGGGUCGCGGUGUAGCCAACGGGUCGUCGCCGGGGAGUAAUCUGGGCGAGAAGAUUUCGAGCACGGGCAGCGAGUUUACAGCACCUCGCAGGAGAUCCAAACGCUGUACUUGUUACACCUACAAAGACAAAGAAUGCGUUUAUUACUGUCAUCUAGACAUCAUCUGGAUCAACACACCCGAACGCACAGUCCCCUACGGCCUCUCCAGUUACCGGGGCUCACUGAGGAUGAAACGCUCUGUGGAGCACAUGCAGAGUGAGGGGCGAGCUGGGGCGGGCUCCCCCCGGUGUUCCUGUGUGGAGAGGGGGGACCCCCACUGUGAAAGCUUCUGUAGGGAAAGGUAUAAAGGAGACGCAGCGCAGCAGAAGAGACUGAGAGGGGAGAGCUUUCUGGCGACAGACAGCCGGACAGGACUCUUCACUGCGGCACACAGGCAUUUGAAGUGGAGGCAGAGGGCUCCCUUCGUUCAGUAGGGCACGCCCUCCCCAGAGUCCAGCCAGCCCUGCGCUCCAAACACACACGCUCUUCAAAGCUUUACUCUUCCUCCGAGCUCAGCUAACUGGCCACAAAAAAGGACGAAAGUUUGGAACGUAAGAGACUGGCCCUCCGAAAGGCCCCUGUAUAUUUCUGAAUGCACCGAAAUGGCUCAAACGGGCACCAACCAAAUCGGCUGGUAAUGGCUGGAACUCACUGAUAAUCUUUCCCAGCACCCUCUCUGGACAGGGCUGCACUGCGGUCACACUGAGGUAUGGCAAGCAUCCUCUGGGAGCGGGGUUACUCAGGACUCAAAAUGAGCGCUAGUUAUUCACUGCAGGGAUUGUAUAAUGGGAUGCAGUUUAUAACUUGUGAACCGCAACGGAUAUCUGUCUUUUGGAGCCUUUGACCUACCUGACCAGAAUGCUAGCUGUGUGUGCUACAAAACACGAGCAUCACAGCACAUGCAUUCAUACGCACUGCUACUGUUAAGGAUCAUCAGGUCUGAUGGAGUAUGUGUCAUCUCCUCUUCACUGCCAGGAUGUUUCAGCUCAAUAUACUGAGCCUUUGUGUGCUGCCUGCCUUAUAAGGGUAUAUCAACUUGAAAUAUAUAAAUAUAUAUAUCAUACAAAUGUUCACAUUAACAAGUAUAUGGGCAUAGAUACAGCAUAUAACCUGUGGGAUCCAGAUUACGUCUGGAAUACAGUGCCUUUUUAUUUCCUUAUUUGUUGUUCCUGGUGUCGUAUGUAUGUAUUGUAAAGCCUAAUGUACAGUCAGUUGCAAUGCCAAAAGAAACUUCAUUAAAUUCUGUGGCAAAUGUUUUGACUAGAAGUCUUUCUCUGUGUCUUCAGAGAGACUUCUAGUCGAAACAUUGGUCAAAGAGGUUUGUUUUUAGUAUUACUUCAUAUUCUAUCACUGAAAAUGUUUGUAUAGUUAUGGAUAAGACUAAUAUAAUAAGUAGCCCCUCAUAGGCAACAUAUAUUAAUCAUUAUGUGUAAUGCAGAGCCUGGUCAAACCUCCUUUACUGCAAAAUAACUGCAGCAAAGACCCAAUUUAUCGGUGAAAACAACAAGAUGCAAAAUGGGCAGUGUUCUUUCCUAUUGUGCUAUUUCUCAGAUUAGUCUGCAAUACAGUAUAUGUGCAAUCUAUGAAACUAUUAUUAUUCACCUUCCUUAACACACAAACACAAACAUCACACCCUGUACCUGUAUACUAGAUAAGGUUAGAGUGGGCAUCCAACACAUGUGCCUGUGUAAUAGCUAGGGUUAGAGUGGUCCAGUCCAGCACAGCACCGAAGGCUGCUUUAGAUACUAGGCUUGGGUGUGUUGUGAAGAACAGCUAUGGCUGGAUGCAAACUACUUGUGCCCAAUCCGGUUGACCUUGCUGGUAAACAAGUCUGCAGACGCCUGCCCUUUCUGCAUCCUAUUAUCCUAUUACUAAUAUUGUUAUAAUAAAUGUUUUGUAUAUAAAAAA